AUGCACUUUCUUUUUCUCUUUCAUCCAAUGACUCUCUCUCUCUCUCACUCACCUCCUUUCUUUUCUUCUCUAUCCGUUGACCUUCUUCCAUAUCCCCUACCCUUCACUUCCCUCUCACUUCUCUUACCUCUCACUCCCCUUGCUAUCUCUCUUUCCCUUCCUCCUUCCCUAUGUUUCUUCUACUCUCUUGUCUUUUUCACUCACCCUCCCAUUCUUUCUUCCUCAUCUCUCUUCGUAUCUGUGCUUUUCUCUAGUGUGACCUUUUCACUCUCACUCACUCACUCACUCACUCACUCACUCACUCACUCACUUUUCUUCUCUUUGACUCAUCUCACUCUCUUCGAUUUUCUCACUCGCUCUUUUCUCCUCUUCUCGACUUUUCUCUUUUUCUCUUUCACGUCUCGCCCUCCCCUUCUCGCUUUCCGUUUUUUUUUUCUCUCUUCCCUUUUCUCUUAG
Messenger RNA from Acanthosepion pharaonis, 456 nucleotides. NCBI's taxonomy places the organism in Eukaryota, Metazoa, Mollusca, Cephalopoda, Sepiida, Sepiidae. The record is from the annotation of a GenBank genome assembly.